Molecule: messenger RNA, 1316 nt
Organism: Closterium sp. NIES-67
Lineage: Eukaryota; Viridiplantae; Streptophyta; Zygnematophyceae; Desmidiales; Closteriaceae
Source: the annotation of a GenBank genome assembly
AUUUUGCCUGCCUCUCGCCGUCUUCUCAACUUCUCAUUUUCUCGUCCUUAUUCUCGCCUGCCCUCGCACCUCGCCGUCUCUGCCGCCCGCUUUCACCCGUUCAUGGCUCUAUUAGCGCGCCUCCCAUCGCCGUCGCUCGCGUCUCGAGUCACCUCGCGCCAGCAGAGCGCAGCGGAGCUGCUGUCCGCCGCCGCUGCUCUCCGCGCAGCGCACCCCCUCCUCUCCGCCGCCGCCUCGCCGUGCGCGCUCUCCGCUUCACCCGCGCCGUCAGCCGCGGCGGAAUUCGACGUUGCGCCGUUCUGCCCGCUCUUCUCGUCGCGACGCACCGCUCGAUUCGCGCAGCGGAGGGGUUCAAGAGCCGCGAGGCACGUGGCGCGCGCUAUGGCGGAGGCGGACGCCGCAACUGCCGCCGUGAACGGCGGAGCUGCCGCAGCGGUGCCCUCAGCGAGCGACGGGCAGCGCGUGGCGACGGUGGCGCGGACGACCAAGGAGACGGACGUGGAGGUAACGAUCGCCAUCGAUGGGGACGGCGUGUGCCAAUCAGCGACCGGCAUUCCGUUCCUCGACCACAUGAUGGACCAGCUGGCGUCGCACGGGUUGUUUGACGUGGCGGUGCGCGCGGUGGGCGAUGUGCACAUCGACGACCACCACACCAACGAGGACAUCGGCCUCGCCCUCGGCACGGCCCUGGCCAAGGCUCUGGGCGACCGCAAGGGCAUUCGCCGCUUCGGUGACUUCUGCGCUCCGCUGGACGAGGCGCUCAUCCACGUGGUGCUGGACCUGUCAGGGCGGCCGCACCUCUCGUUUGAUGUGACCAUGCCCACAGAGAGAGUCGGCACGUACGACACGCAGCUGGUGGAGCAUUUCUUCCAGUCGCUCGUCAACACCAGCGGCAUGACACUGCACAUCCGCCAGCUGGCGGGCAGCAACACGCACCACAUCAUUGAGGCCACCUUCAAGGCGUUUGCCAGGGCGCUCAGACAGGCCACUGAGAUCGACCCCCGCCGAGCACACUCCGUGCCCAGUUCCAAGGGAGUGCUCUCACGCACGUGAUGCGUCUGCUGCUCCACAGUGACACCCUAGGAAUCCCGAUGCAUUCACCCGCAGCGAGACAAUCAGGGUGGUGUUGACGUGUUACUGUUGUUGCGUAGUGCAUAUGCUGGUGCACAACAUUCGGGAUGGGGUUGUAAAGCUGUGGCGUGGGCCUCUUCGUUCAUCUAGUUCCACCAUCUAUUCAACCAUGUUCGGAUUCCAUUUUGUAGAUUUCUAGACUCUGCUCGUUUGCCAAUAUUUUUUACGCAUUUGUGGGAGCCCCU